Molecule: messenger RNA, 588 nt
Organism: Effrenium voratum
Lineage: Eukaryota; Dinophyceae; Suessiales; Symbiodiniaceae
Source: the annotation of a GenBank genome assembly
AUGCAUUCUGACGUGCUUCAGGAGGGAGCAACUACGAUCCUGCUGCGUUCCUUGCCUGCCCAGACAAGCAUCACGAGCCUCAUGGAGCUGAUGGGCGAGAGUUUUGUGGGCGCCUACGACUUCCUCUACCUGCCGCACUGCGCCCGCCAGCCCCGGCGCAUCGUGGAGCUGGCCUUGAUCAACUUCGUGGACCACUCCUUCGCGGCGGCGGCCUGGGAGCUGUUCCUGGCGCAGGUGGCGCGGACGCCGUCCUGGACGCGCACCAGGAUAAGCCAAGCGCAGGUCCAAGGCCUCGGCCCGAACGUGGCCUACUUCUUGCUGCGCUUCGGGGCGGAGGCGGUGGACGCCCCGGACGCCCCGGUGGUCUUCCACCGGGGCCAGGCGGCGAGUCUGCGGCGCCUGGCGCAGAGCGUGGGCGAGGAGGCCUUGGAGCGCGCGGCCUUGGUGCUGCGGACGCAGAUCAAAGACAUCCGGCGGCCGGAGUAUGUGAUAUUCACGGACCAUUGGACGUGUCAAGAUACAGAGGAGCUCCUUCGGAGAGUCCGCGCCCAUGAGAAUGUCCACGGCUAUGUGAUGUUCAGAGUCUGA